AUUCUAUUGUGGGAUCGGUAUCUUAUGCAUAUCUAAGUGCUCUGUCUUGCCCUCUUGAUACUGUGUACCUUCCAAUUAUUCAAAUUCCAAGAUCUGAUUUUUCUUUACGCCCAGAAUCAGAAUUUGUUUUUCAAAAAUGUGGUAUUUCUACUGUUUCACUAAUCUUUCUUGAUGAAAUUUCGGAUCUUCUCUCUAUUAUUUCAACAUCAUACAGCCUUGGCUUAAUCCUUCUAGAUCACAAUAAAUUGAUAGGAAUUUGGAAUCAGUUUUCAGAUAAAGUUGAUACAAUUUUAGACCAUCAUCAAGAUGAAGGUCUAUAUUUAAAUAUUAGCGAGAGAUGUAUUGAAAAAGUUGGAUCUGCUACAUCAUUAGUGGUUUUAAAAUUUAAAGAUGAAUGGAAAAAGAAACUUAAUGAUUAUGAAGAAGAUACACAGAAUUGGAAUGAAACUAUUGCAAAAUUUUUAUUAUCCGCAAUUUUGGUUGACACUGUGUUAUUAGACUUUUCAAGUGGCAGAACAAGCCAAAAAGAUCAAGAAGCUGUAGAUUUCUUGCUGGAUGUCAUACACCCACCAAAUCACAAGACAUUUAUUAAAAAUUAUUAUGAUGAGAUUCAAAAUUCUAGAUUUAAUAUCACUCAUCUUUCAAAUUUUGACCUAUUACGAAAAGAUUAUAAAGAAUAUAAUUUAGAAUGGACAAUAAAAAAUGAAACAAAAACUUGUGUUAUGGGAAUUAGUUCUGUAUGUUGGACUUUAAAAGAUUGGAUUCAACGUGAAGGUGGUAUUGAGAAGCUUAUGGAGACAGUGGGAAAUUAUAUGCAAGAAAAAAAAUUAGAUUUAGAAAUUAUCAUGUUGGCAUUCGAUUAUAAAGGGGAUGUGGGAUUUAAAAGAAAAAUGAUUAUUUAUUCAAAAAGAGGACCAUUUUGCCAAAAAGAAGUUUUGGAAAAGUUUGAAGAAAUUAUUGGAUUGAACGAGAUUAAAGAUUUUGGAAAUGAAGAAGGUAAUAGGGUGGAAAAGGAAGGGAGUAUAUUUAAAUGUUAUGAACAAAAUAAUGUUGAAAUGUCAAGAAAAAAAGUUUAUCCUAUUAUUAAAGAAAAUCUGAAUCUUAAACAGAUAUAUUUUCAUGCCAAGGGUAUGUUUUUUGAUAUAAGAUAA
This is a messenger RNA of Dentiscutata erythropus, 1151 nucleotides long. The record is from the annotation of a GenBank genome assembly. NCBI's taxonomy places the organism in Eukaryota, Fungi, Glomeromycota, Glomeromycetes, Diversisporales, Gigasporaceae.